Molecule: messenger RNA, 402 nt
Organism: Serpula lacrymans var. lacrymans S7.9
Lineage: Eukaryota; Fungi; Basidiomycota; Agaricomycetes; Boletales; Serpulaceae
Exons: 2
Coding region: 1-402 (133 amino acids)
Source: RefSeq, a predicted model, not a curated record
AUGAAUCAGACAUUGGCUACUACAUUAGCAACCACUAUGCUCCAUGAUUUAAUGCUCCCAAAGUCAUUUGGGGUGAAUGCCAUGCAAACGGCUGCAUGUAUCACAGCACACAGCCCAGCAUCAGGACUCCAUGGAAAGACCCUAUAUAAAAUACUGUUUAAAAGGAGUAUUGAUCCAACUUUAUUCCGCCCUUUUAUAUGUCAAGCAUAUGCCUUGAUUUUAAAAGACAAACAGCAAGAAAAUUGGCAUGUCAUAUUUAAUGAAUCCGGAAAGGUACAAAAGGACGACACUGCUCCCUGGAACACAGACCCCAGCACAAAUCAGUGGGAGGAACUUAUUCCAGAGAAUGUUCACCUUCCGGACCAAAACACAAUGGAGGAUGAUCCUGACCCUCAGAUCUAA